AUGAUGCAUGGCGCGGCUUCCCGCAUUUUCUUCGUGCUGCUGCUGCUGCCGCUGCUCGCGGGGGGGCUGACCCCGUUUCCUCACGGUUUCUGUUUUCCCCCUCUGCCGUUAGGCUCCGCGCGCUCUCAUUCUUUUUUUUUCUUCUUUAUUCCCUCCCCUCCCCCCUUCUCCUUGUUUACGUGUGUGCGUCAAGGACCCCCUGGCGAUCCAACGUGGCGAAAAGCGCGAGCGGCAGCGACGACAACAAUACGCAAGGCCAUGGAUGCAUUUGGCACCUCACCGCCAGACGCGGAUUUGGAGAUCGCGUCACGCGACUACGUCCAGCGGGUGCGGGGGCUGCGCAACGACGCGUAUCGCCAGGCUGUUGGCGAGAUCGCUGGGGAGAUGUACGGCGUGGUCUACGCGCAGGCGUACCGCGACGCGCUGGAGCGGCACAGGCGAGAGUGGGGCAGCCCCGCGCCGUAA
Messenger RNA from Trypanosoma conorhini, 465 nucleotides. RefSeq lists its product as uncharacterized. Bases 1 to 465 code for a protein of 154 amino acids. The transcript has a single exon. NCBI's taxonomy places the organism in Eukaryota, Euglenozoa, Kinetoplastea, Trypanosomatida, Trypanosomatidae. The record is from RefSeq and is a predicted model, not a curated record.